AUGAAGAGAGCAACAACAACAUUAUUUAAUGUAGUACCAUCAUCUACAUCUAGAUUGUUUACAUCAAAUCAAUCAUUCAAUUUUAUAAAUCAUGGAGUGUUAUCAUCAUCAUCAUCUAGAACAUCCAUCAGAUCAUAUAGUAUGAUAAACAACAAUAACAAUAAUAGCAACAAUAAUAACACUCAGAGUAUAACUAUAGAUUUAAAUAUAAAUAGAUCUUCGAGUAGAUCAGUUAAUAGACUAUUGAAUAGUAAGAGUUGUAAAUCUAGUUCACUGGUUAUUCCAUGUCGUUUCAAUACAACCUCUACACCAUCGGCACCCAAAGAUCAAUCGAUCGAUGACAACGAUAGCAAUGCUAAUAGUUUACCUAUUCACACUGAAUCAUGGGUUGACAAAGCACCGGCACGUUUACAGCCAUAUUUAAGAUUGUCGAGACUGGAUAAACCGAUCGGUACUCUACUGCUGUUGUAUCCAUGUCUUUGGAGUACUGCAAUCGCUGCUACACCCGGCCAGCUACCCAACUUUACACUGAUGAUGAUGUUUGGUGCCGGUGCAUUCCUCAUGAGAUCGGCGGGUUGCGUCAUCAACGACAUGGUAGACUACAAAUUCGAUCGAAAGGUAGACCGAACCAAACUACGUCCUAUAGCAUCAAACCAAGUCACACACAAAGAAGCACUGGCAUUGCUAGCCGGACAACUUGCAAUAUCAUUUGGUUUACUUUUAAAUUUUAAUGUAUAUACUAUUUUAUUAUCAUUGGCAUCAGUUCCAAUUGUUAUUAUUUAUCCAUUCAUGAAAAGAUAUACUUAUUAUCCACAAUUUGUUUUGGGAUGUGCAUUUAAUUGGGGUGCUCUGGUUGGUUAUUCCGCUGUGCAAGGCUAUUGCGAUUGGAAGAUUUGCCUGCCGUUGUAUGUGGCCGGUAUCUCUUGGACGAUGGUCUACGAUACGAUCUAUGCGCAUAUGGACAAGAAAGACGAUCUGUCCAUCGGUGUAAAGUCAACGGCUUUGGCAUUUGGUGAGAAGAGUCGUUUGAUACUGACUGGUUUCUCGGUGGCGACUAUUGCCGCGCUCAACUUGGCCGGUUUGGCAGCGGGAUUGCCAACAGUCUACUUCGUUGGAACCACCAUCGGUGCUGCCCACCUCGCUUGGCAAAUUGGAAGUGUCGACUUUUCCAGUCCGAAAUCCUGUAUGAAAUUCUUUAUCUCCAACCGAACAUUUGCACUGAUCAUUCUGGUCACCAUCAUCUUGGCGCGACUUAUCGAGGACGACGAAUACACCACCGCAGAAUACGAAUUCGAACUCGGUCCCAUUAAACUUAAAUAUAGUAAUACAUUCAUACCUGCUAUUAAAGGUAAUGAUAAUAAUAAUAAUAAUAUUGUAAACAACAUUUGA
Messenger RNA from Heterostelium album PN500, 1389 nucleotides. RefSeq names its product 4-hydroxybenzoate nonaprenyltransferase (gene coq2). Gene Ontology annotation, molecular function: prenyltransferase activity. NCBI's taxonomy places the organism in Eukaryota, Evosea, Eumycetozoa, Acytosteliales, Acytosteliaceae. The record is from RefSeq and is a predicted model, not a curated record. The transcript has 3 exons. Gene Ontology annotation, cellular component: mitochondrial inner membrane. Bases 1 to 1389 code for a protein of 462 amino acids. Gene Ontology annotation, biological process: ubiquinone biosynthetic process.